CUAGUUGAUAUUAUGAUUUUUAAAAUGUAUUGCAACUUACAAAUACUAAGAUUACUUGCCGACAUUGGUUCGUAUUGAUGUGUAUUGAUUCUAAAAACCGCCAACACAUUCUAACUCGGGCCCAAGGAAUGCUCUUAAUGGCAGUAUUCCAUAUGUUUCAGGUACUUUCGAGUCUUUUUAUUAUAUUGUUACACAACGCAAGUCAACCUUCUUCAUCAUGGCGUGUUCAAAUGAAUCCUCGUCAUGGAUGGUACCAUGCUAAUAUGCCAAACCGUCCUAAAAUUCUAAUCCAAGCCAACAAUGAUGCAAAGGAUUAUAAAUCUAACUCGGACUACCUGGCUAAAGUGGAUGAAUUCCACAUUCGAACACGAACGUUGUUCCUUAGUGGUGAACUCAAUGAUGAAAAAUCAUACAGAUUGAUAAAUCAGAUAUUUCGAAUGAAUGAAGAAAAUCCCAAUGAAAAUAUAAAAUUUUACAUCAAUUCGCCGGGAGGAUCUGUGUCAGCAGGAUUAGCAAUAUACGACAUUUUACAAAGUCUUAAAAUGCGUGUAGAGACCAUAUGUAUCGGACAAGCAGCAUCUAUGGGUGCGUUUCUGCUUGCUGCUGGAGCAAAGGGGUUGCGAUCCGCAAUGCCAAACUCACGUAUCAUGAUCCAUCAACCAUUGGGAGGUGCACAUGGCGAAGUUACUGAUAUAAAAAUACAGGCUAAUGAAAUACUACACAUUCGGCAAAUAUUGAAUGCACAUUUUUCGCACUUCACCGGAAAAUCCAUAGAACAAGUGGAGCAAGAUUGUGAACGAGAUUACUAUAUGCGCCCGUCGGAAGCCAUGGAAUAUGGUCUUAUUGAUCGAAUAUGUACUACACGAACAUCACAUAUACCCAUUCCGACAGCACCAGUCAUUGAAUAACUAAAUUGUUCAACGUCCAUAUAGCAGCCCAUUGAUAAAUGUUGAGACUUUAGGACAUGGUUGCAACGUAAAAUCAAUGCAACGAUAUAGCUGUUGUAUAUUGGAUCUACUCAUGUGAACUUACAGUUCACAUUUUCAUCUCACCCGAAUAACCUGCAGAAAUAUGGUUUUAUAUAACAUAAUUAGGUUAUAGUCAGAUA
Babesia bovis T2Bo is the source of this 1108-nucleotide messenger RNA. RefSeq names its product ATP-dependent Clp protease proteolytic subunit family protein. Bases 78 to 908 code for a protein of 276 amino acids. Gene Ontology annotation, biological process: protein quality control for misfolded or incompletely synthesized proteins. Gene Ontology annotation, cellular component: endopeptidase Clp complex. Lineage: Eukaryota; Apicomplexa; Aconoidasida; Piroplasmida; Babesiidae. The record is from RefSeq and is a predicted model, not a curated record. The transcript has 3 exons. Gene Ontology annotation, molecular function: ATP-dependent peptidase activity; ATPase binding; serine-type endopeptidase activity.